GAUCAUUGUGCACGAGUGGGGUCACCUUCGAUGGGGAUUAUAUGAUGAAUAUCCAAUGAACAAGGACCCCCACUUUUACCAAGCUGGAGGAAAAUGGGAACCCGUUAGGUGUAGUACGUCAGUUCAAGGAGUUAUUGCAGCAAGCAAUCAAAAAUGUAACCCAAACGUUACAAGUACUAAGAUGCACAAGGAUUGUAAAUUCUAUCCUCUCAAAAGCAAAUAUAGUAGUGCUAGUGUGAUGUAUUACCAGACACUAAAACUUUCAAUGUUCUGUGACAAAGAGGGUCCGGAUGUGGCAAAAGAACUUCAGCACAACAAACUUGCCCCAAGCAGACAGAACAAAAAAUGUGCUCAUAGAAGUGCCUGGGAAGUUAUGAGAGAACAUGAAGACUUCAAAGAUAGUCAAAGUCAACCCUCCUCGACCAACACUGUUCCUGAAUUUGAGUUUAUUCAAGAAUCUGCGAGUUACAGAGUGUUUGUUUUUGACGUCUCCUGGAGUAUGGACGGAAGUAGAAUAACAUACCUGAACCAGACUGCUGAGUACAUCAUACAAAAUAUUGUUCCAAAAGAUAGCUGGCUUGGAAUAGUGACAUUUGGCGACGACGCGAAUAUUACGAAGCCCAUGAUACAAGUUGUGAAACAAGCUGACCGUGAAGAGCUCAAAGAUGCUGUACCUAAGAAAGUGGCAAAUCAACACACUUGCAUUCCUUGCGGUAUUACCAAAGCCAUAAAAAUUCUGAAAGAGUCGAUGGGGAAUCCUGAAAGUGGCGAGAUCAUUCUUCUCUCAGAUGGCAAAAACAACCUCGGUGAUAUACCUACCGUUCUGCAAAAGGCAAUAAAAGAAAAAGUCGUUAUACAUACGAUUGCGAUGGACAAUCAGUCAGAUAUGAAAUUGUCUGAAAUUGCAAGGAAAACAGGCGGAAAACAUUUGACUUACUUGAAUAUAGGAAGGAUAAGUUUAACAACCGCAUUUACGGAAUUGCUGAUUAGUGGCUCUUCACCUACGUCAAGUCAAGGAUCCGUCAUGCUAUUAUCGGAGAGAAUUAAUUCAGUUACAUCGCAAGAAAUCAACUUACAAUUUCCAAUCGAACGGGGUUUAGGUAGAAACACUUCAGUAGUUGUUAUGUCUCAGUCAGCGAUUAUCCAUAAGCUUCAAGUAAACGGACCAAACGGGUUUCAAACGGAAGUGGUUGCAGACAGGAAUACUGCAGAUGUGACUAUGCCUGGAAUUGCACAGGUGGGUGAUUAUGAAAUAACCAUCACAACAGACGGUAGCAAUCAAGCGAUCGAAUGUAUAGUGAUGACAACACCAGUAGUUAGUGACAAUGAUAUUAUCAGAGUUUCGGCAAAAACUUCAUCUAUCUUUGACUUGACAUCCGGAAAACUUCCCAUCAUUUAUGCAGACGUAACAAAGGGUUAUAUGCCAGUUAUCAAUGCAACGGUUAAAGCUUUUAUUGAUGCAGACGGAAGUUCAUGCGAGACAUUUCUAACAGACAAUGGCAUAGAUCCAGAUUCUUUCAUUGAGGAUGGUGUAUAUACAGGUUAUAUAACACCAGAGUGUUUACGAUCUGGUCGAGUGAAUAUCAAGGUAUAUGCUGGUGGAAGAAGUGGGGAGACUAAAAUUGGCUCAAGUCUCACAGCUUCAUCAAUUGCUAAUUCAGCUGCUGAACAUGAGAAAAUAUACUACGAGUCUUUUCAAAGAGUCAAAAUUUUGGAGGAGAUACAUGUGUCACAUAUAAAUCCGGCGAAAAAGGAUGCAAUCUCACCGGGUAGAAUUACUGACGUAAAUAUACACCAUAUUGUAAAGGAAGACACACUUCAAGGAGAACGAAGGAACGUCACUAUAACAUGGACAGCAACCGGAGAUGACAAGAAUUUGGGCAGAGCAUCAGAGUACAUGCUUCGUAUUUCGACUGAUUUCGACACUUUGCUGAACAAGUAUGAUAAUGCGGAUAUCCUUGCGAUGAAUGUAAGUUUGAUACCAAAAGAAGCAGGAGAGGUUGAAGCAUUGAAAAUUGUAAUAGAAGCGGAACAAAGAUAUUCAAAUACAGCAUACUUCGCCGUAAGGGCUAUUGACGCCGCUGGAAAUGUUGGAGAGGUCUCGAAUAUCGUUUCAAUAGUUGUAGCAAAAGAAUUUAGAGCAUACGGUGAAAAUGGAACUGUUAUUUCUCAGGAUAACGAUGACAAAGACAGGGCAGAAACAACAUCAAGGAGUUCAGCAUAUAAUCCAGAUGCGAUGCUUAUAGCGCUAUGCAUACUUAUUAUACAUUACAAGAAGGAUGUAAUAUCUUUAGUUUAAAUGAGAUAAAGGAUGGCACUAAUGGCUACAGACACUAUAUGUCUAGUUUUUAUUUUGUUUGAAACUUGGGUUGUCUCGAUCUACUUCAAAUCUUUGUACAUGAAGAAAGAAUGCAAAUAGCAGUUUUCGACUUUUUAGUUUUGUGCUCAGGGUGAAGUAUUGUGAUCGCUCACCGUUCGGCGUCCGUCCGUCCGUCCGUUGUAUACGUCCGUCCGUCCGUUGUAUACGUCCAUCCGUCCGUCGUCCGUCCACACUUUCCUUUAAACAACAUCUCCUCCUAAACCAACAGGCCAAUUUUGAUGAAACUUCACAGGGAUAUUCUCUGGAUAGUCUUCUUUAAAAAUUGUUCAAAGAAUUGAAUUCCAUGCAGAACUCGGGUUGCCAAGGCAACCGAAAGGAAAAACUUUAAAAUUUUUUUUCUCAAAAACCGGAAGCCCUAGAGCUUAGAUAUUUGGUGUGAAUCAUUGCCUAGUAGACCUCUACCAAGUUUGUUCAAAUCAUGACCCCGGGGUCAAAAUUGACCCCGCCGUAGGAGUCACUUGAUUUUACAUAGGAAAAUCUUUAAAAAUUUUCCAUUCAAAAACUAGAAGCCCUAGAGUUUAGAUAUUUGACAUGUAGCAUUGCCUAGUAGACCUCUACUAAAGGUAUUCAAAUCAUGACCCCGAGAUCAAAACUGACCCCGCCCCAGGGGUCACUUUAUUUUACAUAGAUUUCUAUAGGAAAAUCUUCAAUUUUUUUUAAAAGAAUAAACCAGAAGGCCUAGAGCUUAGAUAUUUGACAUGUAUUAUUGCCUAGCGGACCUCUACAAAAUUUGUUCAAAUCAUGAUUGAUCCCCGGGGUCAAAAUUGACCCUGCCCCAGGGGUCACUUGAUUUUACAUAGGAAAAUCUUCAAAAAAUUUCUAAAAAUAAACCAGAAGGCCUAGAGCUUAGAUAUGUGACAUGUAGCAUUACCUAGUAGACCUCUACAAAAUUUAUUCAAAUCAUGACCCCAUGAGUCACAUUGACCCCGCCCCAUGGGUUACUUGAUUGUAUAUAGAAAAAUCUUUAAAAUUUUCUAAAAAUAAACCUGGUGAGAAGGCCUAAAUCUUAGAUAUUUGACAUGUAGCAUUGCCUAGUAGACUUCUACAAAAUUUGUUCAAAUCAUGACCCUGGGGUCAAAUUGAGCCCGCUCCAUUGGGUUACUUGAUUGUACAUAGAAAUAUCUUCAAAAAAUUUCUAAAAAUAAACCAGAAGGCCUAGAGCUUAGAUAUUUGACAUGUAGCAUUGCCUAGUGGACCUCUACAAAAUUUGUUCAAAUCUUGACCCCCAGGGUAAAAUUGACUCAACCCCAAGGGGUUACUUGAUUAUACAUAGAAAAAUCUUCAAAAUUUUCUAAAAAAAAACCCAGAAGGCCUAGAGCUUAGAUAUUUACAUGUAGCAUUGCCUAGUGGACCUCUACAAAAUUUGUUCAAAUCUUGACCCCCACGGUAAAACUGACCCAGCCCCAGGGGUUACUUGAUUGUACAUAGGGAAAACCUCAUAAAUUUGCUAAAAAUAAACCAGAAGGCCUAGAUUACUUGAUUGUACAUCGGAAAAUCUUCCAAAAAAUUUCUAAAACUCAUCAGUUUGACAUUUGAAACAUGUAGCUCAUAUUUCUCAGGUGAGCGAUCCAGGGUCAUCAUGACCCUCUUGUUUCUUUUUGUUUUGUGAUAAACACUGACAAAGAUGUGUUUUCUCGGCUCGCCCCAAUCACACUGUUUGGCUAUGAAUUAUUUCGAUUCUAAUAUGUUCUUUAUUGUAAAAUUUAUAUCAAAUAUGAUUGAACUGUUUCCUCGCGCAAGCAUGACGCCAAUAGUAGGUAUUUGUUAAAACACGCCAGGACCGGAAAUGUGUAUCAGUAUGUGUAUAAAUUAAUCAAAACAUUUAUGCAAUGUGACAUGUUAUUAAGUAAAAUAUUUCAUGAAAUUUGAAAGCGCUAUUUCUUGAUGCGUACAUGGCGCUAAAUAUCACGUAGACGUGACCUCAGCAUAACAUCGUUGUGAUGAUUAAAGCAUUGUAAGCCAUAUUAGAAUCAGAGUUCGAACUGGAAAGGUAUGGCAUUUAUUUUCGAAUGAGAACAUAUAAAAGUAGUAAUCCGUUUUGUCCCUUGUUACAUAUAAAGAUGUGAUAUAUUUUGUAAUAUUGAAACAGCAUUUCAUAAAGUUGAUGUAUUUAGUAACAUGCUACCUAGAAUUCUUGAUGAUUUUAUACAAGACUGGAGUAGAGAUACUGCACGGAAUGGAAUAGGAAGAAACAAGCUUAGAUUAUAUAAAACAUUCAAAGUUUUUAUACAGAGCAGUAUUGUACAGCAGUCUUUAAUAGAUCAUAUAGGGGUGCAUUAGUUCAGAAGUGGCACAGCCCCAGUUGGUAUUGAGCUAGGAUGAUAUAAUAGUAUACCGGCGGAGGAACGAACUUGUUUUCACUGUAGAGAUUCUGUUGAAGAAGAAAUACAUGUUCUAUUACAUUGUCCGUUGUAUAGCACUUUCCGAGUAGAACUGAUUUCUAACAGCUUCAAACUUUAAUACUAAUUUUACAGAACUUACUGAUAUUGAUAAGGUUGGGUAUUUGCUCUCAAACACAGACAUUGUAUUUUUAAGUGCCAAAAUCUGUUUUAAUAUCUUAAACGGAAGGAAAAUAGAACGAUAUGGAUGAUCUUUAAGUAAUUAUGCAUUGGUCUUUGGAAACAUUUCAUACUGUAUCACAUUUAAUAUCUGAUAUUACGGAAAACUAUUUGCCUUUUUAGCUCGUCUGAUCUUUGAAAAAUCUACGAGGUAUUGUCGUCAAUGGUUAAUUUUUUGUUUGUUUUAUUUUUGUGUAGGUCCCUCUUUUCUCAAAACUAUAAAUCCUGCAGCGUUGUACAUUUGUCUAUCAACAUUAGGUGACUUAAUCGGCAAAGAACCAUUACUCUGAUAUGCACUUAAUUUAAAUUUAUGACCCCUUUUGUACUUUUUGAGAAAAUACACUACGAGUCUUUGUGUGUGUGUGUGUGUGUGUGUGUGUGUUUAGGUCCACCUUUUCUCAAUAACUAUAACAGCUAAGGCAUUGCAUACUUGUUUAUCAUCAUUAUAUGACUUCGUAGGCCAAGACACAUAACUCUAUCCUGCAUUUUGUCAGAAUUAGGGUCCUUUUUGUACUUAGAAAUUCUGAACUAUGACUUUUUCAGACAAGCGAUGGCGCUCGUCUGCGGGGCUCUUCUUUAUUUUUGCUCUCGUUCAAUUCUUACUCAGUAUCUCAACUUCACCCCAAUACGCCGCUUCAUCAAACAUUUCAGUGCAGUCUACCUCACUCACUUGAUGUUCCACUCAAUAACUUACCUCCUCACUACAUUCCAGUACUUCUGGUGAUACUACAUACUUCAGUUUACUCCACUCCACUGGAUGUCAGCGUUAUGUUUAAAUAAUUUGUCACUACUUCCAUUUGUCUAAUAGUAUCUCUAUAUUAUAUUAAGAAUUUAAGCAUGGUAUACUUACUGGAUGAUGAUAACCUGUAUUUUGUGAUAAGAUCCUGGAUGAUUUUAAAGAAUAUAUAUGUUUUAGGCAUUUAGGCAUUUGUCCCUGAUACACUGAUACAGUUUGUCUGUUUCCAAGGGCUAAAGGCAUGUGUGUGUAUAUAAUGUGUAGUUAUUAUAAAUUUUUAGUGAUAGGAUACUAAUAUGAAACUAUUUUAAAGUUUAAUUCUGUAAUAGAUGUUUGUUCUCCUAGUCUCUAAUAUUUCUUUCAAGAAAGGUUUGCAUGAAUGUUUUAUAUGUAAAUGUAACUGUAGUAUAUUUGUGUCCAUGCAGAGUGAGACUAUA
Mercenaria mercenaria is the source of this 6111-nucleotide messenger RNA. Its product is annotated as calcium-activated chloride channel regulator 4A-like. The record is from RefSeq and is a predicted model, not a curated record. Bases 56 to 2299 code for a protein of 747 amino acids. NCBI's taxonomy places the organism in Eukaryota, Metazoa, Mollusca, Bivalvia, Venerida, Veneridae. The transcript is spliced from 11 exons.